Messenger RNA from Megachile rotundata (alfalfa leafcutting bee), 7382 nucleotides. It is a transcript of the gene Ac13E, whose product is annotated as Adenylyl cyclase 13E. Lineage: Eukaryota; Metazoa; Arthropoda; Insecta; Hymenoptera; Megachilidae. Gene Ontology annotation, cellular component: plasma membrane. The record is from RefSeq and is a predicted model, not a curated record. Gene Ontology annotation, biological process: cyclic nucleotide biosynthetic process; intracellular signal transduction; adenylate cyclase-activating G protein-coupled receptor signaling pathway. Gene Ontology annotation, molecular function: adenylate cyclase activity.
UUGAACAAAUAAUAAAUCUUAUGCAUGAGCGCCUUCAGGUUGUGGGCGCUGUCAUCGAUAGAAUCAAGAUGGCCAUGGUGUAUUAUAGAAAAGAAAAUUCUAAACGUUUGAGUAACAAUUUUUAAUGAUAUACAAUUAUUAAUCUACUACGAAGAAUUUACUUUAGGUUAUAACUGUGUUCGUAACGUUAAUUGUUCUCACAAGAGCUGAGAAUAUCACACAAAAAAACCGAAAACGAAAAUGGCACUUUUUGAGGCGAGCUGAUCUCGUGAGGAAUCUCCGAUGUCAACGGGGAAAAUGAUUUCCUUAGUUUUUUUGGCGAUUUCGCCAGUGAUCAAGGCGAAUUGACUGAUUCGAUACUUCAGUAACAAGUAUGACUUCUUCUUUAAAUCGAAAACGAAGCUCAUCUGUUAGUUUUACGAGAGCUAAGGAUGAUAGCGAAGAUGCUACGGAUGAAAUCCAUAUAUCUUUGGCACCAUAUAUACAAACAUAUUUGGCACACAGUGGUCAGGGACUCGGAUGUUGUGGAAUUAGCCUUCCAGUACCAUUUGAGCGUGCUGCCUCAAGGUCUUGGUGGAACCCUAAAUUUGAUUCAGAAAUACUUGAAGAACAAUUUAGAAGAAGUGCCUUUCCACAAAUAAGAUUAAGAUUUCGGUAUGCCCUAACAUAUAUCUUGCUAGUUUCUUUGUCAUGGUUGACAUAUUUUGUUGUAAUUGGAACAGAGCAUAGUACUACAACAUGGCCAGCUAUAGCAGCAAUUUUUAGUACCGUUGGAAUAAUGGUAUCAGCAGUUUUAUAUCUAACGCAUACCGAUUAUUACCAAAAGUGUGUGCUGCAAACUUCACUAGGAGUUGCAUUCAUACUUUGCAUUUUGUCAUUACUUUUCCUUACAAUAGUUCCACCUUAUAUAGAUGGCCUAACUCUAGUUGGACAUUUCGCUCUAUGUUCAGAAAUUCUGUUGUUAAUUUACACUGUGUUGCCAAUGCCACUCUAUGCCUGUUUGGGAAUAUCAACAGUUUAUUCUGUUCUAUUUGAAUUUUUAACUGCCUAUUUAUAUGGUACUAAAGCUGCAAGAGAGAAGUUUUUCAGUGAACUCACGUUACCAAAUAUUUCUACAGAGAAUGAUACGAUAAUAGACUACAGGAAAUUAUCAACAGCUAUGUAUUCUUCUUUGAGAAAUUUUAAUAAUAGUCAAUUUUCAAGUGUGAUGCAAGAUAACAACGAAUAUAUAACUACAACUAUGAAAACAAUGUCGUAUUCCCAAGAUUCAAAAUUGUUAUCUGUUCUUGGAAUGAACUUGUCUAAUCAAGAACCCAUGCUUGGAAAAGCAUUUGGAAUUCUAAAUAAUAUAAAUUCCAAUGUAGUAUCGACAAUAGUUAAUAUUCAUAAUUCCACUGUAAAUGCUUCUUCUAAUGAUUUAAUUUCCAAAGAUAUAAACGAUGCAACUUCGAUAUUGGGAGGAACUGUAUUUACCCGUAAGAACGGUGAAAUGUCAAAUUAUUUUUUAAGUAGCAACAUAUCUAAUCAAUCAUUUUCGGACGACAAUUAUUUUUCUACAAGCCUUGGGAUAAGAAUUUUAAUGCAAGUUUGCAUUCAUCUGAUAGGUAUACAUAUUUUAAUAAUGACUUUUGUAAGAAUGCGUGGUACGUUUAUGAAGGUCGGCCAAUCUUUAUUAGUCCGGCGUCAAUUAGAAAUGGAGAAACAGCUUAAAGAAAAGAUGAUUCACUCUGUGAUGCCGCCUAAAGUUGCGGAUUGGUUAAUGGAAGAAAGCGAGCGUGAAAGAGAGCGCGAGGAUUCUUUGAAGAAAGGAUCAAUACCGUCCAAUAACACGGAUAUCCGUUCAUUAUUUCGACCAUUUAACAUGCAUUCAAUGGAAAAUGUUAGUAUUUUGUUCGCUGAUAUUGUUGGAUUUACACGAAUGAGUUCGAAUAAGACUGCAGAAGAAUUGGUAGGCAUUUUAAAUGAUCUUUUCGAAAGAUUCGAUGAUCUGUGCGAACAUCAUGGAUGCGAGAAAAUUUCUACAUUGGGAGACUGUUAUUAUUGUGUAAGUGGAUGUCCAGAGCCAAGAUCUGACCAUGCAAAAUGUUGCAUUGAAAUGGGACUAGCUAUGAUAGAAGCUAUAAAACAAUUUGAUAUUGAAAGGAGAGAGGGUGUUAACAUGAGAGUUGGAGUACAUACUGGAACUGUGCUCUGUGGAAUUGUAGGUACUAAACGAUUCAAGUUCGAUGUUUGGUCUAAUGAUGUUAGUUUGGCAAAUAAAUUAGAAAGCACAGGAAAACCAGGAAGAGUUCAUUUAAGUGAGAAUACAUUAAGUUUUCUUGAUGAUCGAUAUAUCACUGAAGAUGGAGAAUUAAUAAAUGGUAUUAAAACGUAUUUCAUCAAAGGUCGAAGAUCAGAUUUUACUAAUCAAUUUAUAAUGAAUAUCACAUCUCCGAAAAGUAUAUCGCCUUUGAUGCAGUCACGUCAUCGUUUGGCCUCAUGUAAUAGUCAGUCUAAAUCAAAGUAUCACUAUCUCCAUAUGGUUACUAAUCCAAGUAAUUAUAGAAUGAAAGCGAAUUCUUUACCAAGUAUUCUAGAUUCCGAAAACGGCGAUACUGAUACAAUGGAUGAAAAGGAAACUGCAAAUAAAAGUCCAACAUCCGUUGCUAGUUACGGAAAAAAAAAGUUACGGAAUAAACCUUGGAGAUAUUUACAAAGACAACGAACUACCGAAGAAAUGACUCCCUUAGAAAUGGAGGAAGCUAAAGCAAUUAUUGCUGAAAGAACAAAAACUGAAUCUCAUUCGUACGAAGAUCGUAAUGGAUUUAGGCAGAACACAUCUCAAAAUGAUGUUGAAAUGGAUCCAAAUCCUGUACCUUCUAGUCCUUUAUUAUCUGGUCAAGAGCCACUCAGUCGUGCCUCUUCUAUGUGUAGUAGAAAAGAUUCUGGAAUCAGAAGUAAUAGCAGGCGUAGCAGUAUACAGCAACAGCUGUUUAUGAUGAAUGGUAUGGCUCAAGGAGACUUAUUAGCACACAGAGUGAGUGGCUAUUAUACGUCUAGUUCGACGUUAAACUCUGUCCAAGAGCCAUCGUCCUCGGUACCGCCUUAUCCGUUUCCACCAGCAGUCACGGAUACCUUUGGUGCAUGUUUUCAUAAGUUAAGAAAACAGUCCGAUUUACAGUUAAUCAGGUGCGUUCAAGACAACGUCAGUUCUCAACGGUCAUACUUCGUGAAGCCGCCACUAUCGAGUUUGACACUUUUCUUCAAGAACAAAGAAAUGGAAAAGGAGUACAGAGAGAAUGCUCACAAGGUUAGCGAAUGUAUCAGUGGCAACCCACCCACCUUGGCUACCUCGAGAUUCAACACGUACUUUGAUAUUUUAAUAUCGGCAUUAGUUUACACUGCCGUUUCAGUCUCGCUUUUCUUACUUUGCGAGCCAACUUUAUACUACAUGAUAUUUUUUGUAUGUGCCACCACCAUCCAAAUUAUAGCUGUGUCGCUUUGUGUUCGUCAACUGUUGUAUCCGAAUAUGAUCCAUGGGACGUUGACGCAACAGUUAUUUAAGUUUUUCUUACAAUGGUACCCUUGGCACAUCUGCGGUGCAAUCCUAGUCGGGUUACCGAUCAUUUCUAUUCUUCUCAACUAUACAUGUAGCAACUUUCAUAGUUUGAACAAUUUCGAAUAUUACUACGGCUACUUGAUCUUCGUCGGUCUGGUCCACUUUUGUAAUUUCACGCAACUGAACUGCUGGAUGAAGAAUUUUCUUGUAACAUUCAUGGGUGUGCUAUUUCUUUUUCUCAUAGUGAAUCAGGUAUCAUACAGUCAAAAAAAUCUUGGUACCCAACUCGCCAAUAGUUCAGUGCAUUAUCUACCUCCUUCAAUGGGUCGUCAAUUUAAUGAAAGUAAAACUGCUUUCAUGAGGCAACGGGAGGUAGAAAUCCGAUACAACGAAAGAUUGUACAACUCCGAGAUUUUUUUAGACAUGAUACUUCUGCUUCUGCUAGUUUGGUUCUUAAACCGUGAGUUCGAGAUCAGUUAUAGGUUAAGUUUUCACGGGAACGCGGUGGCUGCCCGCGAUAAAAGUCGCGUGCAGUCUAUGAAAAAUCAAGCCGAUUGGCUUCUGCAUAAUAUUAUACCAAAAUACGUAGCCGACCAGUUGAAGACCACCGCCAAGUAUUCGCAGAAUCACAAGGCUGUGGGCAUUAUAUUUGCAAGUAUAGUAAAUUUCAACGAGCUCUACGACGAGUCUUAUCUAGGAGGUAAAGAAUAUCUGCGUGUGCUGAACGAGUUAAUCGGCGACUUCGACGAACUGCUAGAAAAACCAGAAUUCUCGAACGUGGAGAAGAUCAAAACGAUCGGUAGCACCUUUAUGGCAGCGAGUGGUUUGAACCCACAAGUCAGACAACAAGGUGAACACGAGUAUACGCAUCUUUUUCAAUUGAUAGACUUUGCUAUGGCGAUGCACAAGGUAAUAAAUGACUUCAACCGAGAUUUGUUAGGCUUUAAAUUGAUCUUGAGAAUCGGCUUUAAUUAUGGAGACGUUACCGCUGGCGUGAUUGGAGCUACGAAGUUGUACUAUGAUAUUUGGGGCGACGCUGUAAAUAUAGCAUCCAGAAUGGAUUCGACCGGAGUCGCUGGAAGAAUACAAGUGGCCAAGAAUACUUUGGAUGUUCUCGCAGAACGAUACGAGUUUGAACCACGUGGCCAAGUUUAUGUUAAAGGGAAAGAUAAUAUGGACGUGUUUCUAUUAAUAGGAAAGAAGAGCGAUGAUACAACGAUAAGCACUUGAACAUUUUUAAUGCGCAUUGGCGUAACUAGGACUUCUAGAAUGGGCUGGCCUCCAGAUUUAUUCCUAGGGUCAAUGACGCAAAUUAGAUUUUGGAAAUUUAAGAACUGUUUGGAAAUUUGAAACUGUGUGCUAUUAUUCAGUUACGCCAACGCCUAAAGUCAAUGAAGUCGAAUGAACUGUUAAUGGGAUUAUUUUGCACGUUACACUUAACAUCGAGCAUAUGAUCUUUUCCGGAUCAGGCUUCUAGCGAUCUCGCAAGAAUUGUAUAAAUUUGCGGUAGGUAUACCGUCGGCGUAACACGUGAACAUAAUACGUACCUUACUCUUCGAUUGCUCGCUCAUUAAAGAUAUUUAUUCUUAAUGAAAUAUUCACUGUAUUUUUUUACGUAAUUUAAGGGUAUCAGAGACCUACCAAAACCUACCUUUAUAAAAAGUACAAAAUCGAAUCAAUUUUAAAAUAAUGAAAUUUCUCCUGAUAUUGUUAUGAAGAAAAAAAGAUUUGUGCUAAACGUAUAUCGAGAUAAAUAGUACGCAUCAUUAAUGUUUGUAUGCUUAUUGAAUGAAUGAACGAGUGAACGUGUAAAUGACCGGCUCUGGUUGUCAACAGUUCCUAGUAUAAAAGUGCGACUUAUCUGAUAACUGCUAGUUAUCAUAUAUGUAAAAAGCUUUCAGAUAAUUUCCGAAUCAUCGUAUGAGAUUAUAUGAUCUUUUUGUGGUAGUCAAAAUUCUAAUUGGAUAUAAAAAUAUGUCAGGUCACUCUCAAAGUAUCAACAUUUUAAGAUACCUCGAAUCUCAAACUGUUCUUUAAGACUUGUUCAGUUAUGGUGGAGUCUUAAAUCUAUCGCUGUUGUAAUUACAUUUAUUCAGUGUGUAUCAUUAUUCGCACUAUAUAGGGAAUAUUAUGCGGAGGAAAACCUGUUUUAAGGUUACUAUAAAUCUCGCAAAUAUAGUACAUUGGAAUCUCGCUAUAUGACCGAUGGCACUAAAAUUGUGAAAUGAGCCAUAUAAAGAAUCUGAAAGUUAUUAAUUUGAAUAUGUCAGAGUUUGUGAAUUUAAAAAAUUAAAACUACAUUCCUGAAUUUGAAUCUCACUAUAUGACCUUCGAUGGCACUAUAGGAGUGAAUAAAAAUUGUGAAAUGAGCCUUAUCAAUUGAACUCGAAAGUUAUCAAUUUGAAUAUGUCAGUUUGUAAAUUGAAAAAAUUAAACUACAUUCCUGAAUUUGAAAAACGAGCCAUAAAACGAGACUGCAGUGUACUCUAUAAUUCCAUGCCAAGUUUUGCAUUCUGUUUUAGUUGGACGAUGAUAGAAAUUACUUAACAUUAUUUCAAGAUUAAUUGCAUAAACUAUCGCAUCAAUAAUAAAACUGUAUACUUCAUAAAUUACCAUUCCGUCAUUUUUAAUCUAACGUUUAUCUUUUUCUUUGUUAAUUAUCGGUUACAGGAUAAUACAAAACGGCUAUAAAAAUUGUGAAAUAUUUUUCUCAACAUUUUACUGGAAUUGUACUUCAAACAGUUUGUAUAUAGAGAUUCAAUACAUAAAUCUCUUUCAAUCUUUCAUGUUUGUAUGCGCAUUAGACUUGUACAAAAAUUACAAAAGGUCUCUUGAAUUAUAGCAUUUUCUUAUCCGUACUUAUCUCCGAAUGGAUCAGUGAAUUUUGUAUAAAAGUAGAUUUAUAAAUUUGUAUAUGUAAAUGGAGUAUUGAACAAAGCAUUUCGUUAUUACUUUCAGACUUUUUUGACUGAUAAUAAAAUUUGUAGUUGAAACAUAAUUGAUUAUAUUUAACAAGACAUAAUUUCGUGGAAUGUUAUCGUUUCAACGUAUGUAUACCAAACAAGAAAUUUAUCAUAUUUAAAAUUUCACAGUCUUUAUCACAUUUUAUUCUCUUUUUGUCUUUAACGAUAUCUCAUUGUAUAACUUUUAAAUUCGAUUUGUGAUGAUUGUCUUCUAUUAUCGAUCAUUAACUAAUUCAAAGUACCGUUAAUUAUGUGAUGUGUAAUGGUAAUCAUGUAACAUAGUAAUCUGAUUUCUCAUGCGAUAGCUGCAAUGCUGUAUUAUUCACAACAAUGAAACAUAAUCGAAGCAACUGAAAAUAGUAACAAUAAAACAUGGAAAUGUUAUGUAGUUCGAUUAAUAACUAAUAUUGAAUAAGAUCCACGUAACAAGCAUUUGAAAUGCAUCUUCGUCAAUUUUAAACGAUAAAUAAAAAGUUGCAUUUAAUACGGCUGUAGCGCAUAUUAAAUAAAACUUGUUAAACGAAGAAAGUUUGUAACAGUUAAAAAUAGAAAAAAAAAGAAAUACCUAAAUAAACUUUAGUACAAUAAAACAAUGAUCGGUGUGAAACAUAUAACGUAUAAACGCUUGCGAAUGUACUAAGAAACGUACGCACUUUCUUGUUGUUUAAAAACAAUUAUAAUCGAUUCGAAUACAAACUUUUAUACGAAAUAGUAAAAUUGAUUUUUUAUAAAUCAACAACCGUUGUAUUGUACAUUAGCGAAAUGUUUACAAAAAUCUGUACUACACAUCGUGUGAUCGUUGAAAACCAUGCUCUGCUUUACAUUGUUACAAGAGAUUUUAUGUAAAUCCAAAGGAAUAAUAAUAAAUGCGUGAGACUUAA